Messenger RNA from Styela clava, 3820 nucleotides. RefSeq names its product UDP-N-acetylglucosamine--peptide N-acetylglucosaminyltransferase 110 kDa subunit-like. Gene Ontology annotation, molecular function: protein O-acetylglucosaminyltransferase activity; protein binding. Gene Ontology annotation, biological process: protein O-linked glycosylation. NCBI's taxonomy places the organism in Eukaryota, Metazoa, Chordata, Ascidiacea, Stolidobranchia, Styelidae. The record is from RefSeq and is a predicted model, not a curated record.
UUCUGUUCAUUUAUAUAGAUUUUCUAAUUAAAUCAAACUAUGAGUGAUUUUUGUCUUGCAUAGUCUGCAACACAAGAUUGUUUGAAGAGUUCACAUUCUGACAUUGCUUAACCCUGCCAGCCUGUCAUAAAUUGGCAUAUUCAGACAUUGCUGUCGACUUGAAUUUCUCUUUACUACUAUAAUUCGUGAUCCAAUGUAUUCACCAAUGACGAAGGACGACACUAAGAAAAUUAUGUUAAAUAAUAAUCAUCAAGCAGCUGUUCUUGAUGCCACAGGUCUUGCUGAACUUGCACAUCGUGAAUAUCAAGCAGGCGAUUAUGACAAUGCAGAAAGGCAUUGUAUGCAUCUUUGGCAGCAAGAUCCAGAUAAUACUGGCGUUCUGUUACUUCUCAGUUCUAUUCAUUUUCAGUGUCGGAGACUUGACAAGUCUGCAUAUUUUUCAAAACAUGCAAUUAAAACAAACCCGAUGCUUGCUGAAGCUUAUUCUAAUCUUGGGAAUGUUUUCAAAGAAAGAGGCCAAUUGCAAGAGGCUUUAGAACAUUAUAGGCAUGCUGUACGCUUGAAACCAGAUUUCAUUGAUGGUUAUAUCAAUUUAGCAGCUGCUUUGGUUACUGCUGGAGACUUGGAAGGCGCAGUUCAGGCCUAUUUUUCAGCUCUACAAAUAAAUCCGGAUCUCUAUUGUGUGAGGAGUGAUCUUGGUAAUUUGUUGAAAGCUCUUGGACGUUUAGAAGAGGCAAAGACAUGCUAUCUGAAAGCGAUAGAAACACAACCAAAUUUCGCAGUUGCUUGGAGCAACCUUGGCUGCGUCUUCAACAGUCAAGGAGAAAUAUGGCUUGCAAUUCAUCAUUUUGAAAAGGCUGUGACGUUGGAUCCAAACUUUCUUGAUGCAUAUAUCAACUUAGGAAAUGUACUGAAAGAGGCAAGAAUCUUUGAUAGAGCUGUUGCUGCUUAUCUGCGUGCUUUGAAUCUAUCACCAAACCAUGCAGUUGUUCAUGGAAAUCUUGCAUGUGUAUAUUAUGAACAAGGGCUGAUCGAUUUAGCGAUUGACACAUACAGAAGAGCGAUUGAACUUCAACCGCACUUUCCUGAUGCAUACUGCAAUUUGGCCAACGCCCUCAAAGAAAAAGGUAAAGUUGAAGAUGCUGAAGAAUGUUAUAAUAAAGCACUGAGACUGUGUCCAACACAUGCAGAUUCACUUAACAACUUGGCAAAUAUAAAACGAGAACAAGGACUGAUAGAGGAGGCCAUUGCACUGUAUUGUAAAGCAUUGGAGGUGUUUCCAGAGUUCGCUGCUGCUCAUUCAAAUUUGGCAAGCGUCCUUCAGCAGCAAGGAAAGCUGCAAGAAGCACUUCUUCAUUACAAGGAGGCUAUCCGCAUCAGCCCAACUUUUGCGGAUGCCUAUUCGAACAUGGGUAACACAUUAAAAGAGAUGCAAGAUGUACAAGGAGCAAUACAAUGCUACACUCGAGCUAUUCAAAUCAAUCCAGCUUUUGCUGAUGCCCACAGUAACUUGGCAUCUGUACACAAGGAUAGUGGUAAUAUACCAGAAGCGAUUCAAUCUUACAGAACUGCUUUAAAAUUGAAACCUGACUUUCCUGACGCAUACUGCAAUCUGGCCCACUGCCUUCAGAUAAUCUGUGAUUGGAAUGAUUAUGAUGAAAGAAUGAAAAAAUUGCUUUCCAUUGUUUCGGAUCAAUUGGAGAAGAACAGACUUCCAUCAGUGCAUCCACAUCAUUCUAUGUUGUAUCCACUCACUCAUGAGUUUAGAAAAGCAAUUGCAGCAAGACACGGCACAUUGUGCUUAGACAAGAUUAAUAUUCUCCACAAGCCUCCUUAUGAAUACCUGAGAGAUUUGAAAGCCAGUAAUGGUCGUUUGCGUGUUGGAUAUGUCAGCUCAGACUUCGGAAACCACCCAACAUCCCAUCUGAUGCAAAGUAUUCCAGGAGCUCACGAUAAAAGCAAAGUCGAGGUGUUUUGUUAUGCCCUCAGUCCAGAUGAUGGAACAGAAUUCAGGAAGCAUGUUUCGUCGAGUGUAGAGCAUUUCAUUGAUUUAUCUCAGAUUCCCUGCAAUGGGAAGGCUGCAGAUAGGAUUCAUCAGGAUGGAAUACAUAUUUUGCUCAAUAUGAACGGUUACACGAAGGGAGCCAGAAACGAAAUAUUUGCACUUAAACCGGCACCAAUUCAGGUGAUGUGGCUUGGAUAUCCAGGAACUAGCGGAGCAACUUUUAUGGAUUAUAUAGUAACUGACGAAAUUACAUCUCCUGAAGAAGUAAAGAUGCAAUACAGUGAAAAACUUGCGUACAUGCCUCAAACUUUCUUUACUGGAGAUCAUGCUAGAAUGUUCCCAAUGAUGAGAGAAAAAGCUGUUCUCGACACAACAAACUCUACUGGAUUGUUUGGUGACAACAAAUUUGUCAUUAAUUCCGAUCGAUUGGGCGAUUUUCUCGAUAGCUUAGAUGGUGUCGGGUUAUUAAAAGCUAAGGCUAAAGAUUCGGAAGAUGAGAUUGCCAUCCCAUCUGUGCCUGCUAAUAAUGAAACCAUUGUAGCGAUUCGUAACAUGAUAAAAACAGGACAAUUAUCAGUUAAAAUUGGAGAUAUGACCAUACAAAAUGGACUUGCAAUCGCACAGUUGGAUGCAAAAACAGCGACAGGCGAAAAACCACCUUCUGGAGUCAUUGUAUCCAGCCGAGCACAAUACAGCUUACCAGAUAACGCAAUAGUGUAUUGUAAUUUCAAUCAGCUUUAUAAAAUAGAUCCAGCUACAUUACAAAUGUGGUGCAACAUAUUGAAAAGAGUUCCAAACAGUGUUUUGUGGUUGCUGCGUUUUCCUGCUGUUGGCGAAAGCAACGUCAAGCAUUUUGCUUCCCACACUUGUGGCCUUCCAUCAAACAGAAUAAUAUUUUCUCCUGUUGCACCAAAAGAGGAGCAUGUUCGUAGAGGACAAUUGGCUGAUGUUUGUUUAGAUACACCACUCUGUAAUGGACAUACAACAGGCAUGGAUGUUUUGUGGGCUGGUUGCCCUAUGGUGACAUUGCCGCGUGAAACACUCGCAAGUAGAGUGGCCUCUUCGCAACUUAAAUGCUUGGGUUGUCCAGAACUUAUCGCAUCAUCACGAUCUCAUUAUGAAGACAUUGCCGUCAAACUUGGCACAGAUCAGGAUUAUUUGAAGUCAAUACGGGCUAAAGUUUGGAAACAAAGGAUCGAGUCGCCGUUGUUUAGCAUCAAAAGCUACACAGAAAAUUUAGAAGUACUUUUUUCAAAGAUGUGGGAUAAAUAUUCAAACGGAGAGCCAGUUGAUCACAUAUUGAAAUAGAUUUGAAAUUGUGGAACUUUAUUAUGUACAGUUUUAAUAUGUUGAUUUUUCUACUUAUAAGAUAGCCGUGGAUUGUGGAGGGUGAUGGCGUAUGAAUUUCUUUUUUGCUAUCAAAUUUGUAUUUAUUAUUUUUGUGCAGCAGCGUAUUAUAUCAUGGUUGUAAAUGGGUUGUUAAAACAUGCUCAAAACUAGUACUAGAGACUGGCACUAUUUUAGUUACUAAUAUGACUACAAGUCCACAACUUUGAACCCAGAAUAGGAUACUCUCUCUGAGAAAUUAGUAAAUUGCAUGCCAGUCCCAUCAAUAUUAGCGUGAUAUAGUGUAAAUUUUUUGCUUGGGUUGUCAGUUGUGUGAUGUAGAUUAUAUGUCUGAGACCAUGAUCUUAUCUUCAUCACAUGGUCUGCUUUUCAUCUAUUGGAACAUGUAAAUUAUUGUAUUUUAUGUCAUGCUUUUAAUGUUUCUUUUCUGCAAUUGUACUGGAAUUUGACGGACUAAGUCAUAUGGGA